GUGCGGGCGACCCAGCGUCAUCCACCCUACAGCUUGUGAAGAGCUGCAAUGCAAGAAGCUGCCACGAGGUAGUGAUGGCGAAGAUGGACCUCUCCUAGCAUGAGUCGACAACGCAUCAUGAUCCCGGAGGCGUUCAAGGUUCUUCCGCCACUAAGUCCAGAGCUUCCGGCGCCUCCUAGAGCUCCGCCACCCCAUCGAGUGGCUCCCCCUGUAGUCAGGAGGGAGAAGACUGCCUUCGUCAUCCUCAACGACGAGGCGCCACCACACGGGAGAAGUAGAGACAAUUCUCCUAAUGGGAGAGUGAGUCCUUUCCGAGGAAGAGGCUUCCGCGAAGAGACUUCCAGGCAUGCCUCCAGAGAGCCAUCCCCGUCACCUGACCGAGCGAGGAGAAUCCCUCCACGAGCGAGGAGUAGAUCGACCAGUAGACUGCCUGUAGCUACUCCUAGAACUGUCAACGGCUCCAGCACCCCUACCAGCCCUCCAGGAGUCUCUGGUAUACCUAAGCCUAUCAGCAGAAGAAACUCUUUGUCGCCAAAUAGAGCAACUCAAGUGUUGAAUCAAGUGAAUAGAAACAAAUCUAUAAAGUUGCCCUCCCAAGGAAAACCAGUGAUAAUAAAACCAGUGUCUCAAUCUCCUCGGCAUUCCGUUAAGACUGGCGUUUCUCCUAAAAGAGUUGGAUCUUCGGAGAUCUCAAAAUCCCUAGUGAAUGGGACGAAACCACCGAUUCCGAAGAUUCAAGGAACGCAGAAUCAGAAAAAUGGUGAAAAGGAAAAUGACAAACGGGGUAAUCUUACAUCUCCGUAUAGGAAACGACCUCAGCCGAGCAAACCUGAAGCGGUCAAAUCCCCCUCUAGGAUACCGCGAACUAGAAGUGUCUCGAGAGGGAGGGAGGAUAAUGUCCGAGCUUCAUCUCCUGUACGAGCGGUUGUAAGGGCUUCACGAAAACUACCUCAAGGAUCAACUAAACCUGCUAACGGUGACAAAAAGGGUGUUUCGAAUAUAGAAAGGAGAAACAACGCUAAGAAAACUGGCCCGAUUGCAGAUAAGAAGAAUGCAACACCAAAAACAUCCGUGCCAACAACACCAGCGACACUAGUCGAAGAGAAGCCUAAGCUUAACUUAGACCUUGACAAUAAAAUUCCAACACCUAUAGAGGCUGUUGUUUCAACACUUCCAGGAACUGACGACAAGACUCCGGAACUUGAGAAGAAAGAAAUACAAGAAGCUCCGAUUGAGGUGCAACCCCAGGCUCAGGUACAAUCUCCUCCACCGGCAAAGACAGUGGAGGUAGAAAAAGAAAAUAAAACAGAGGAAACUCAGAAACCCCAGGAAGCUCCAACUGCUGCUAAAGAUACCAAAGAAGAAGUUCCAGAAGCAACUGUUACUCUUGUACGAACUACAACUGCUCCGGCCCUGGAACUGGCCCAGCCGGAUGUAAUCCCUACGAUUUUGUCCAAGGGAGAGCAGGAGAUCUCAAAGUCGAUCAGUGAAGGUCCUUCUGAGGAGGAUCAGGACGAGAACCCAGGAGGUCCGAAGGGAGAGACUCUCGCCUCCGUGGAGUCUGUCAGGUCCAAUUCCUCGGUGGAGACAGUGCGAGCGGCAACCAAGGCUCAGAGUAGAGAGAAUGAAGUGGAGGUACUUAGCGCCAACAACCUGAUGAAGUCCGACAGCCACACCAGAAACGUCGCGUGGGACAAGACUCCGGACAUGUCUCCUCUCAACAACACUGUCCAUCCCCUGGACCCCUCGCUCCCGCUGCAACCCCCCAAGAAGACUGGAUGCUGUGGUCGGCUGUGUGACAAGCUGUGUUGCCGAACACCUGAUAAGGUUUGUUGCUGCAUAAAAACUCCAAACUGCUGCAGCGGGCUGGGCCGUGGACUGGGAGCUCUCUGCAGCAAACUAAACUGCUGCAAGAAGAUGAAUUGCAGCAGUUGCUGCGGAAAGACUGACACUAAAACCAAAAAUAAACCCAAGCCUGCUCGGCAAAGCAGUAGACUACGAGACUGCUUGUCACACCUGAACUGCUUCCGCUGGUCCACGUGUUGUCGCAAGAGACAACCCCCACCACCGAGGGAUGAGGAGGAGGGGGACGAGGGGGGAGGCUGCUGUGACGGCUGCAAGUAUCGCUCCUGCGGAUGUUUCAGGGCGUUGUUCUGUCUCAACCGAGCCUGCUGUCAAAGAAUGCGGGCUUGCUGCAGAUGUACAAGGUUUGGUUGCUGCAGAUCAGGGGGAUGCUGCGGUCCUACCCCUCCUGCACAGCUGGACCGCAGAAAAAGCAGACUCAGCGUCCGCAAGAGUCAGACCAGCAUUACGCAAGGGAUCCCCAAGCUAGAUCCUACCUUAGUAGAACACCAGUCUAUGAUGCGAGGGGCCGUGCCUGUACUGCCUGUGCCUCUAGCCUGGCUGUGCUGCAUCCUCAAUGUCUUCCUGCCUGGUACAGGCACAUUAUUGAGUGGAGUGUUCUGCAUGUGUUUCGGCAAGCCGAGGUUCUCAGUGAACGACUCGUACCCGUCUCGAUUGACAGCGUUCCUCAUCAACCUGGUUGUGUCCGUGUCGCAACUCUUCACCGUCAUAUUCUGUCUGGUCGGAUGGGGCUGGAGUAUUUGGUGGGGUGUGAUGAUGGUACGCUUUGCAAGAAAAAAUAAAAGGAUUCAAUUGGCAGAAAGAACAGGCGGAGACCAACCAGCGGCUGCGCCAGUGGCGGUCAAUCAGAAUCAUGAUGUAGAGAGAGCUCGAUAGCGAAAUAGACUAAGAAACGGAUACAGAUUUUACAGGCUGCGUCCAUGUGGUUCAACUUAAUGUUAAUGGUUAACAUCUCAUUGUGUUGACACAAAGAAAUAUGGCAUUAAAAAAAUGCUGCAUUUCAUCAAAAUUUACAGAGAUUAACCAUAUGUUUUAUAAGAUUACUACAUUGAUUUGAUUUGACCAUCCUUUCCUUUGUGGUAUGAGUAACUGUAAGUCCUUUGAACUUACUUAUAAU
Molecule: messenger RNA, 2980 nt
Organism: Macrosteles quadrilineatus (aster leafhopper)
Lineage: Eukaryota; Metazoa; Arthropoda; Insecta; Hemiptera; Cicadellidae
Product: protein stum-like
Exons: 9
Coding region: 100-2739 (879 amino acids)
Biological process (GO): sensory perception of mechanical stimulus; proprioception; taxis
Cellular component (GO): sensory dendrite
Source: RefSeq, a predicted model, not a curated record